CUACCGAACAUGGCUUCUCUGCCUUUCAUUAUCUUCUCCUUGUUGUUUCUUUUUUCACUCGUUACACCUUCAACAGCCAAACUGACAGAAGACGAAAUCAAAGUGAUAUGCCUCCAAACCAGAGACCCUCCUUUCUGCUUUCGCACUCUCGAGUCCGAUCCUCGUGUGGACAUGUCCAACAUUCAAACGCUGGCUAGAACAAUGAUCAACAAGGCUCAUAAUUACGCGAGGAAGACCUACAACGAGAUAGAUUCGAUAAUCGAAAUCACCGGUGAUCGUAGCGUGAGAGAGAAGUACCAGCUAUGCGCUGAGAUGUACAAGGAAGCCAUGGCUGAAAUCGGUGGUGCUAAGCAGAAUUUGGCGUCUGGUUAUUAUCAGAAAGUGAGACUUGAAGCAGUGGGAGCGAAGCUGAGAGCGAGAACUUGUGGAGAAACUCUGGAGAAAACCUCUAAGACAAUAACGCCAAUCAGAGAUAAUAACAGAGAUUUUAGGAAUCUCUGCAACAUCGUGUGGUCUAUCUCUAAUCGCUUAAUCAUGGGAGAUUAGAAUUUGUUAAAUGUUAAAACUCUUUAA
Prosopis cineraria is the source of this 573-nucleotide messenger RNA. Its product is annotated as pectinesterase inhibitor. The transcript has a single exon. The coding region runs from base 10 to 546 and encodes 178 amino acids. Gene Ontology annotation, molecular function: pectinesterase inhibitor activity. NCBI's taxonomy places the organism in Eukaryota, Viridiplantae, Streptophyta, Magnoliopsida, Fabales, Fabaceae. Gene Ontology annotation, biological process: negative regulation of catalytic activity. The record is from RefSeq and is a predicted model, not a curated record.